AAAGAACACGACUGUAGGGAACCACGGUUUAGAAAAGGUAAUGUAGAUAGGAAAUAUCAAGACUUAUGUACAUACGUUAGUUUUUAUAAAUUCAUGCCGUCAACCCUAAGGACUGAAAAACAAUAGCCAAAAUGACUAUAGCCACUAGAGGACAGGGUGUUGCAGUAGAUCCACCAGAUGGUCAACUCACCACUCAUGGCUCACAGCCACAGAUUGUUCCUCCUGUCAGCAUGGGUACUAUGCAGUUGUCUCCUGAGACUGGUGUGGUGGGAAGCAAUGACUCUUUGCCAUUAGAGCAGCAACAGCCUCCACCACUUCCAUCACCUCAGCAAAUCUUACCGCAGCAUCAAAUACAGCUCCCUGCGGAACUAAUAGCUUCUGAAGAUGGAAGCAUACCAGAGCCUGAUUUUCCUCACACUAAGCUGGCAAUGCUUGAAGAAAAGAUAUCCAGCCCACGUUGGGUAGUUCCUGUGUUGCCUGAACAAGAAUUAGAGGUGCUAUUGAAUGCAUCAAUAGAUCUUUGCAGAAAAGGUUUAGAUGUACAUAGUGAAGCAUGCCAGCGGUUUUUCCGUGAAGGUUUGACUGUCUCUUUCACAAAGAUAUUGACAGAUGAGGCAGUAAAUAGUUGGAAGUUCAAUAUUCAUCAUUGUAUUUAUCAGAACUGUGAACGUUUGGUGGAACUGUGUGUUGUAAAACUCUCACAGGACUGGUUUCCAUUACUGGAUCUUCUGGCGAUGGUAUUUAACCCAAACAAUAAGUUUCACGCCUUUAACAGUUCUCGACAGUCAGAAACUGUGCCUCCAGCCUCUAACAUUCCAGAGGAGGAAUUAUUUGCUCGUCCACCUCCGGAUUCUCGGGCAUGUCGAGGAUGGCUUGUUGAUCUUAUUAACAGGUUUGGCAACUUAGGUGGUUUCCAGAUCCUUUUGGAGAGGUUCCAGAGUGGAAAGAACCUAACUGUAACUGUUAUAUAUGCAUUAAUUCGACCAUUUGGGCUCUGUUAUGAAUUUCUGACUGUCCAUUCAAUCACAAAAUAUCUUAUGCCAAUAGUAGAAAUGAUUCCUGGGAUUCUAGAUAAUCUGACAGAUGAUGAACUGAAGAAAGAAGCAAAGAAUGAAUCAAAAAAUGAUGCAAUAUCUGCUAUCAUAAAGGCAGCAAAAUGUUUGGUAUCUCGUGUUCCUAACCAGGAAGAGAUGAUAAAGAACCUCGAAAUAUUCAGACUGAAGAUGAUACUCAGGUUGCUUCAGAUCUCUUCAUUCAAUGGAAAGAUGAAUGCUCUUAAUGAGGUUAACAAAGUAAUAGCUAGUGUAACUUACUACCCUCAUCGUCACACUGGCUUAGAAGAGGAAGAGUGGUUGACAGCGGAGAGAAUGGCAAAAUGGAUAAAAGAAAAUAAAGUUUUGCAAAUUGUCCUGAGGGACUCACUCCAUCAACCACAGUAUGUUGAGAAAUUAGAAAAAAUUUUAAGGUUUGUUAUCAAAGAGAGAGCAUUAACUUUAGAAGAUCUGGACAAUGUGUGGGCUGCACAAGCUGGUAAACAUGAGGCUAUAGUUAAAAACGUUCAUGAUCUCCUUGCCAAGUUAGCGUGGGACUUUUCUCCGGAGCAACUGGAUCACCUUUUUGUCUGUUUCCAGUCUAGCUGGACAAAUGCUAACAAGAAGCAGCGAGAGAAACUGCUGGAGUUAAUUCGGCGUCUUGCUGAAGAUGAUAAGGAUGGUGUCAUGGCACAUAAGGUGCUCACACUGUUUUGGAAUUUGGCACAUUCUGACGAUGUGCCAACAGAAAUUAUGGACCAAGCACUGACAGCUCAUGUUAAAAUUUUAGAUUAUAGUUGUUCGCAAGAGAGAGAUGCACAGAAAACGGUGUGGCUGGACAAAUGUGUUGAAGAGCUGAAAACAGGGGACAAGUGGGCAUUGCCUGCAUUGAAGCAGAUAAGAGAAAUUUGCUGUCUGUAUGAACCAUCACCAAAUAUGAAUCACAGUCAGCGUGGCCAUCACAUGUACUAUCGGCAAGAAGUUAUAGAGAGACUACAAAGUCAACAUAGUCUGGUAAUUUUGGUUACAAACAGCUUAACGACAUACAUGGAGAAGAUAAGGAAUACUGUUAAGGAGAACCCAGAUAUUGAUCCGAAUAAUUAUUAUCCAGACGGGAGAUAUAACCACAAUCAGCAGGUGCAAGAGCGAUUAAAUUUCCUUCGGUUUUUGUUAAAGGAUGGCCAGUUGUGGCUGUGUGCAGACCAGGCGAAACAGAUAUGGAAGUGCCUUGCGGAGGAAGCUGUCUUUCCGUCUGACAGGGAAGCAUGUUUCAAGUGGUUUUCAAAACUCAUGGGAGAAGAGCCUGAUCUUGAUCCUGCAAUCAAUAAAGAGUUCUUUGAACAUAACAUAUUGCAGCUGGAUCCAUCACUGUUAACAGAAAGUGGCAUGAAAUGUUUUGAGCGAUUUUUUAAGGCUGUGAACUCCAAAGAGGGGAAAUUGAAAACCAAGAGGAGAGCUUUCUUAAUGGAUGACGUAGACUUAAUAGGAAUUGAGUAUUUGUGGCGGGUUGUGACGAAUAGUGCAGAUGAGAUAGCAAAUAGAGCUAUUGAACUACUGAAAGAAGUGAACACGAACUUGGGGCCACGAUUACAAGGUUCACUUGUAGAUUUCCAUGAAACAUAUAUUUCAGAGUGCCUCGAUCGGCUUAAAGCUCAUUAUGAUACAGUUUCUAUUUUAUUAAGGGAUGAUGUUGGCUGUAGUAAUAAUGAAAAUGUUCUACAGAAUGUGGGAAACAGAUUCAGUGAAUUUAGUGUAGAUGAGGUGAAAAAAGACGAAAUGCUAGAUGAAGCGAUGGUCAUGCGAUUGAGGGGAGAAGCAGUAAAAAUGUGUCGUGUGAUGAAGGUGCUCCAGGAAUACAUAGGUGAAUGUGAUGGCGACUUCUCUGUGGAAAGGAAGAUCCUUCCCCUUCACAGGGCAUGCAGAGGAAAGCACUUGUCGUUACUUGUACGGUUUUCAAAUCCGGGUCGACCAGUGGAUGAUAUUGACAUUUUCACACAUAGUAAUGAUACCUUAGCAUCCUUACGAAGGCAGAUUUUGCGGCGGAUCAAAGCAAGUGGAACUAAUGUCAAGUUGGACCUAUUCAUUAAUGGAGAACUGCUUGAUCCUGCCGAUGACAGGAAACUUUUGUCACAGAUACCACUCCGCGAUAAAAUGCUUCUGUCAGCAAAAUUAUGUCAGGUAAAUUCCAAUAUGCCAAGUUCACCAGACAGCAGCUCUGAUAGUUCAACAAGCUCUCCACAGCAUCCAUAUGAUGGGCCAAAUCUGGAAGCAGAGAACAUUCUUCCAGGGGUUCUUAUGUCGCAGCGGCCACAUUGCGCACAGUUCUUCUUCCAGUUAGCUGAUUUGGGUUGCCGUCUGCAGUAUCCGCCAUUGCGUGAUGGAGCCAGAACUCUCUUAAAAUUAAUACCACCUGAUGUAUAUACAGAGGAAUGCUUGCAAGCACUUUUCCAGAGCCAUGCUCAUGGAGAAACUUCAUGUCCAUCAGCUACUGUUGACAACAUGUUCUUUGCAUCUUCACCAUCACAAGUCUUGUAUAAUCUAGAGGUGAUGUAUGCAUUACUGAUGCCAGCACUGGAUCCAAUGUCUGAGAAAGCUUUUGAAUUCCAAUAUAACUUCAUGAGAAGUGGGGACGCUCCUGUUAUCCUUGAAAUGUUAACAAAAAAUAAUUUUCUCGCGAAUGCUGAUGUAGCUACAAAACGGUCAGCAUACCUAACAGUACUGAAGAUGAGCAAGCUGCUUUUGUCAGUAGUUGGCCAUGUAAUUGUACGUGUUAGGGAUGAUCCUCCACCCACUUCUGAAAUGACAGACUACGUGGUACCAGAAACAAACAGCAGUACAGUAAAUCUAAACAACCAUAGCAAUGCGAACACCAUAUCUCACAAUCCAAUGUCUGUUCUGCGGCAGGCUCUACUUAACAUCCCCAAUCAAAAUACAGAAUACAUGCUGCGGAGUGUGGCAGCAAAAGUUGCACAGAGUCUGGCAAAAGAGAUGGUGCUCUCUGAUGACAGUGAUAGAUCUCGGUUAAUGUUCCUUCAGGCACUUCAAUGGGACUUACCAGAUAUCAACACCAUUCGAGCUGUUGUGCGGUUGGCAUGGGCUGCAAGCAGUGGCAGCCUCCAUCUACUUAAUGCUUCACCAGAAGAACUGCAUCAGAUGCAUGACAAAAUGUCAACCAAAGUACCUGAUACGGAAGAUGUCCUAGUAUGUAAAGAAGCGUUGGAGGUUUUGACGAUAGCGCUUGUGCUGAAUCCAAAGGCUUUGGAGAACUUUACAAGAGAAAGGAUGUGGCAUACAUUUAUAAUUGACUUGGUGCUUUUGUGCAAAAACAGAUCUGUCAGAUUGUCUGCUGCUGAACAGUUCUUGAUGAUGUCAACGUGGUGCAGUGGAGGGCAACAACCGCUACAAUUCUGCAUCUCCCUCCUCUUUAGUGUACUUAACAAUAUUGUAGUUGAGAAUGCUAGAAAUUCACAUGAAUACUUUCAGCUGUUAUGUCGACUGGUGAACUGUGCUUUCAUAUCUGGUUGCCCUGUGCCUAAUGCUGAAACUUUGCUCAAUAAUGAGAUUUCCUGGCUGAAAAAAAUCAGGGAGAAUGUAAAGGAGACUGGAGAGACAUUUGUUGAUGAAGCUGUCUUGGAGGGUCAUCUUGGAAUUGCAAAAGAAUUGUUAUCUUUCAUGCCACCAGAUAAGAAAUAUGAAAUAGGCUCUGAAGAAAAGAAGAGUAUUAACCUAAUAAAGGAACUGGUUGAAGAUUUUGUUUUUCCAGCAUCACAUUUAAUGCUUCACCUGCAGAAGACAGGGGAGCUGUGUGCAGACCAGGCAAUACCUGUAUGUUCAACACCACUGACAACAAAUGCAGCCUUUGAUUUGCUUGUGGCUCUUUGCAUAGCUUGUGUUCCAAACAUGAAGUUACUUGUGGAGAUGCUCACAGAAAUGUUCUACUCGGAGCGUGAUGAACCAUUAGUGGAAUGGGAUUACCUUCCUCCCGUUGGACCAAGGCCACCAAAGGGGUUUGUGGGUCUCAAAAAUGCUGGUGCUACCUGCUACAUGAACUCUGUAUUACAACAGCUUUAUAUGGUGCAGAGUAUCCGUGUAGGGAUUUUGGCAUCGGAAGGUGCAGCCAUUGACCUGAAUGAAGACUUCAGUGGAGAAGAGAGGCUGGAAGGCGAGGGGACCUUAGAGCCAGCUGAAAAUGAUUGUAAUGAUGAAAAAUGUGGCAUUGAAGAAUCUCGUAAGGAGUACAAUAUUGGCAUUUUGAAACAGGUCCAAGCAAUCUUUGGACACUUAGCUUAUAGUAAACUGCAAUAUUAUGUGCCACGUGGCCUGUGGAAACAUUUCAAGUUGCAAGGUGAACCUGUUAAUUUACGUGAACAACAAGAUGCUGUAGAAUUUUUCAUGAGCUUGGUUGAAAGUAUUGAUGAAGCAUUAAAGGCGCUUAAUCAGGAACAAAUCAUGGGAAAAAUUCUUGGUGGCUCAUAUUCUGAUCAGAAAAUUUGCAAAGGAUGCCCACACAGGUAUUCUAAAGAGGAGCCAUUUAGUGUUAUAAGUGUGGACAUCAGAAAUCACAGUAAUCUCCUUGACUCAUUGGAGCAGUAUGUGAAAGGUGAACUUCUUGAGGGAGCUGAUGCAUACCACUGUGAAAAGUGUAACAAAAAAGUUGUUACAGUUAAACGGUUAUGUGUGAAGAAGUUGCCACCAAUUUUAGCCAUUCAGCUUAAGAGAUUUGAAUAUGAUUUUGAACGUGUUUGUGCAAUUAAGUUCAAUGACUACUUUGAAUUCCCAAGAGAUUUAGACAUGGAACCAUACACAGUUUCAGGCCUUGCAAAAUUGGAAGGUGAAAUGAUUGACUAUGAAGAAAUUUCAAAGGACUUAUGUACAAAAUAUCAGUUAUCAGGAAUUGUUGUUCACAGUGGUCAAGCCAGUGGCGGACAUUACUACUCUUACAUCUUGCACAAGCAAAAUGAUGGUACUUCGAAGUGGUACAAAUUUGAUGAUGGUGAAGUGAGCGAGUGUAAAAUGGAUGAUGAUGAAGAAAUGAAGACACAGUGCUUUGGUGGUGAUUAUAUGGGAGAGGUGUUUGACCACAUGUUGAAGAGAAUGAGCUACAGGAGACAGAAGCGCUGGUGGAAUGCCUAUAUGUUGUUCUACACACGUCUGGACGUGGAAGAGAACCUUCUUGUGAAAAGCUUCAAUGAACUAUCAUUAUCAGAUUCUAAACAUGGUAUCCUGAAAAUGCCCCCAGCAAUUGAAAGAAGUGUAAGGAAGCAAAACAUUAAGUUCAUGCAUAAUCGUAACCAGUUUUCAGCAGAAUAUUUUCAGUUUAUUAGAAAAUUAGUGUCUUGUAACAGUACCCCCCUGAACCGACAACAUAAUACAGAUAAACUGAGCCCAGAAGGUGAAGAAUUAGCCAUGUUGAGUGUGCAGUUGGCAUCUAGGUUUCUUUUUCACACGGGGUUCCACACAAAAAAAACUCUGCGUGGCCCUGCGUCAGAGUGGUACGAAGUUCUGUGCCAUCAUCUUCAGGCAUCGAAGCAUGUUCGUUGGUGGUUUGCACAUAAUGUGCUUUUCCAGCACCCUCAUAGGUUUUGUGAAUAUUUACUUAGUUGUCCAAGCACUGAAGUAAGAUCAGCCUUUAUGAAAAUAAUAGUUUUCUUGGCACACUUUUCACUUCAAGAUGGCCCAUGUGCCCCACCAAUGCUUGAUGCUCCAAGUAUACUUCUGGAUCCACAUGCCACACUCAGUGACCAUCUCUUGCACGCUGUUCUCUUACUUCUGCAUAAGGAGGUGUCUGAUCAUGGACGCCACCUACCACAUUACUUCUCAUUAUUCCACAUGUAUGCAUCCUUAGGGAUUCCAGAAAGGACUCAACUUUUGAAGUUGAAUGUACCUGCAACCUUCAUGUUGGUAGCACUUGAUGAAGGCCCCGGACCACCAAUAAAAUACCAAUAUCCCGAGCUGACAAAGUUGCAUCAGGUUGUGUCCCAACUUAUUCGCUGCUGUGAUGUUAGUAAGAAGUGCCAGUCAUCACAGUCACAACAGGGUGUGCUGCCAUUGCCAAAUCCUUAUGGUGAUCCAGCUUGUCCUGAUUACAUCAUGCCUAUUCAGCCACAAGCAGCAGAGAUUCUUUUUGGUAGGACAAGCUAUAUAAAGAAAGUAAUUGAAGAUGCAAAUCUCUCGGAAGAGACAGUAAAACUACUGCAGUUUUGCUGCUGGGAGAAUCCUCACUUCUCACGUAUUGUUCUGAGCGAGUUGCUGUGGCAGAUAGCCUACGCGUACUGCCACGAACUGAGGCAUCACAUGGACCUACUGUUGAGCAUGCUACUUAUGGAAGACUCUUGGCAAACACACCGGAUUCAUAAUGCACUGAAAGGUGUUCCAGAAGAACGGGAAGGUUUAUUUGAUACAAUACAACGUAGUAAAAACCAUUAUCAGAAACGAGCAUACCAGUGCAUAAAGUGCAUGGUUGCCCUCUUUUCCAAAUGCCGUGCAGCUUUGCAAAUGUUACAUACAAAUGGAGAAUUGAAGAGGAAAUGGGCACUAGCUGUUGAAUGGUUGCAGGACGAACUUGAAAGGCGGCCUUAUCCACCAAAUGCACAAUAUAGUUACAAUAAUUGGUCACCCCCUGCCCAGUCAAAUGAAUCCACCAAUGGCUACUAUUUGGAGAGGUCAAACAGUGCCAGGAAAACGUUGGAGAGAGCUUGUGAGCUUUGUCCUGAAGAGGAACAGGAGAUGGAGGAAAUGUCUGAAGAAGGUGAUAGCCCUCAGCCUGAAGAACAGCAUCAGCAACCACCUCAGAAUGCACCAUUUACACCUGCGUAUUCCAUAAGUAGCCCUUUGACAAGUCAGCGAUUCAUAAAUAGAAGGGCACUGGGAACAAGAAUGAUAACAACAAACCCUAGCAGCAGCAGUAUGCAGCCACCAGUGGAACAAGUGACAAAUGAGGAGACUGUCGCAAACCUCUUGCCAGAACAUGACGAUGGACCAGAAAAUUCAACUACUGUAUCAGAUGAAUAUACACAGCCACCAGUUUUAGAUAAUCAGUCAUCAUCCUUAACCGAUGCGUAAUGAAGUCCCGCUACGGAUGUUAGGAUAUAAGACUGUCUGUAAAAAGAAAGAAAAAAAACAUUAGAGCAAGUGGAAUUGCAGCACCAAAUAUUAAUUGUGCUUUAGCCAUUAAAUGUCAUUUUGGAUCACUUGCAAAUGUAUAUAAGUAAGUUUUUAAGUUUUACCAGUUUUGUUAAGUUUUGCAUUACGGACCGGUAAUUCUUUGAUAAUUAAAUUAUCCUAAUCAUGUGCACUGAUCGUGAAGAGGGAUUAAAUAGACAAUUUUUUUAGCUCCCUCAUUUCUGUCGCUGGAAGACGGCAAAUGAAAAUUGUAGACAUUUUUAGUGGAAAUUAAGCUGCUCAUACAGUUCUUAUGGACAGUUAUGAACAGGCUGUGACUAGUGUUUAAAUAUAUAUGAAACAAGUUUUCUUGUUACAUACUAAUUUUUAUUGACUGCAUUUGACUAAUCUGGUAUUGUUGACAGAUGUAAGAGCAAAAUGUGAUCUAGAAGCCAUAUUUUGUAAAGAGAUUGUUAUAUGAAAGACACACUGCACAUUUUUUAUUUGUUUGUUUUACUGGUGUAUAUUUGGCAGUUGAAUCAUUUUCAGUUGCUAGUUGGUUUCUUCUGAAAUGAUGUGCGAUUUAGAAAGUGUUGUAAACUCCACCAGUAAACUGCAGGUAUUAACAAUUUGUAAUAUAAGUGUAAAGAAGCAAAUAGAUUCAUGGGAAAUUUGUUACCAUGUUUAUUAGCUCUGGAAGUCUGUCAAAAUUGUUGAGCUUGGAGCAGGACUAAGGCUAAAAUGUGAAUUGUAGUUAUGUACACACAGAUUAGAAGUCAAUGUGUUUGGAUCAAAUUUUUGUUCUGUUUUACUGUAAGAAUGUGUGCUCUGCUUGACUGCCAUUUAAAAACUCAUGCUUCAAGUAAUGUGAAUGCAGGUAAAGCCCAUAGUAAUCAUGUUCAAAACAUCUGAUAAGUAUCUGUAAUAUGUUUUAGGUUAUUUGAAAUUUUCCUCACAGUGUUGCUUAUUUUGAACCAUUCGAUAUUGUUAAACACAGCAUACCUUCUUUGUUUUGCUUUGCUGUUGUGAUGUUAAUAUAAUGUAUUUCAAAUUUGUAUGAUUAGUAGAGUGACUGGAAAAUAUUUUUUUUAACUGGUGGAAGCCAUCUUUUGCUCUACAGUGGAAACUGAGUGGAAAAGUUAUGGUACAACAUGUAACUGGUGUUUAAGCAAUUGAGAAGUGCACAUCUGGUCUCAUGUUGUCAAAGUUGCAAUUUCUACUUUUAUAAUUGAAAAGUGACCUUCUGAUGAAAUUAGGAAAGUGGUACAUCAUUUCCAUUCAGCAGUUAACAAGUUCUUUUUCGAGAAAAUUUUUAGAACAGAAGUUCUCUUUAUGGAGUGGUUAGGUAAAAAAGGACACUUGUUUGUUAAUCAUGCAAUAUACACCCACAUUGAGUGUGUCAUGGAAUCUGACUAACAUUUAAUUCUUGGUGUUCAGUUGGUAGCCCAGUCGUUUGCAUGUAUGGGGUUGAACAGUUAAUAGCCACACUUGGUGAUCGUUAAAUAAUAACUUUUGUGCCUUUAACUCAAGGAGCUCUAGUGUGUGAGGAGCCAUUUCAGUUUUGCUCAUAUUGAAGAUGACUUGUAUUGUGGGAUUCCAUCUGUCCAGCAUCAGCAUUUUUUAGCUGCCAUAUUGUACGUUAGAGAAGUACCUGAAUCCUCCUCAUUUUUAAGUACAGUAGUUUGUAUUCUUGUGAAACCAAAGAUGAUUUUUUGUUAUGACUUUGUUAAAGUUAGUAAUUAUUUUUUAUCAAACCCUUUGUGUGAUUAAGAGAGAAAUUUUCAUUUUAUGCUUUUAGUAAUUUUUUGCUGUUAACCUGUUUUAAUUCCUCCUCUGGUAUGCUCUUACAGCUAUCAUGCUUUAUUAAAACAAAGAUGCUGUAACAUCACAUACGCAUGAAAGUAUGUUCGCAUUAGUUCGUGUAACAAGCACAUUUUUGUAUCUAUUUGAGAACUGUUUUAGGGUGUUUGAAAGUAAUAUGUUGUUUGCAGUGUGCAUAGUGUUUUAUCUUGGUAACAAGGAAACGCAAAUUGUAGGUCAUGUGGUACUUGCGUAGGCUAUUUCUGGUGCCCUGUCCCUUCCUUGCCUCCCAUCAAACAUUCGUUACAUGAAAGUGUGCUUGUGUAACAUUCUUUUUGGAGAUGUUACUGAUCCUCAAUUUCUGUUUACAUUAAAUAGAAAUUGCCUAAAACUAGCUUUAUUUUAAUUUUUAUUGUCCUGAGAACUAUAAGAAAAAUCUGAUAGUGAUAUUUCAAAAAACAAAAAUUCUUGGUACUUGCUCAGUCUAAAGAUAUAUAUUGGAAUUAUUUGCAACAAUUGUUAAAAUUUGGAAGUUUUGUCCAUUUGUGUUAUUCAAGUGGUUCAUUUGUGUUAUUACUACAGCACUGGAAAACUGGCUCACUCAUUUGCAUCUUCCACAUUUUUUGUUUACGUUUAUCUUCAGUUCACUUAUUGAUCCUCUGCCAUUGCGGUGACCUCAGAAAGUAAAUUAUUGUGAUUGGAGAAUAGUUUUGCAGCCUACAUACAUGACUUCUGAUGAAAAGAUAAUACACAUAAUAUUAAUAUCUAACUUGGUGUUUUGCUGCAGUUAGUGAUAUUGUAUUUAUUGAAGGCUGAUGAAAUGAGACUGUCGGGGUUCAUUUCCUGCAUCACAGUUGCUUGAAGAAAAGUUUUACUUAUGACACUGCAUCUUGCUGCACACAGUAUAAGAUUUCUAAUUUAAUUCAGUUUUGGCCCUCCAAUGAAGUCUAACAGAUACAGAAACCACAAUUUACAAAGCACUAAUUCUGAUAAGUGUCAACUGUGAUGUAUUUGUUGUGAGAACAGUGUCGUAUAGUGCAGUUCUACUAAAAACAUACGCUGUGUGUUUGUUUACUAAGUUAUGAAUUAAAAUGCUUGUGUUCAUAAUCAUAUAAAGUUUGUUUCAUUAUUAGUGAACUAAUAUUUCUUAUGCAAAGGAAAUUGCUGAAUUAUUGACAUUUGGUAUUUGUGUGGAAACAAAUAUAUCGCUGAAAGCCCCUUCAUUACGGAGACUGUUUGCCAGCAUCAUUCGUAAUCUUUUACUUUUACAAGUCUGUCUUCAGGUACUUGUAUGACAUGUUUUAUAGUUGCAUAUAAUCUUGGACUUUUUUCCCUCUGUAGAUAAUCCCAGCAGGAAUUUAUUUUCUUUCUGUAAAUGUUUUAGUCAAAUUCGGCAACUAUGGGUAUCUGUCAAGAAAGCAAGUGACAAUAAGCACUUGAAUAUAUAAAAGCUUUGUUAUUUAUGCUGUACCUUCCAUGUACAUAUGUAAAUUAUGUAUAAUGUUUGUACACGCUGCAGAGCAAUUAUCCAUCAAAGAUAGUAAAUAUGCAUAUCCUCUAUACUGUUUGUUUGUAAAAAGAAAAUUGUGUAUAUGUGUAUAUUGGUUGUGUACAAAGUUUUUUCUUAAUAUGUUCAUGUACUUUUUAUAUACAUAUAUAUAUACACCAGUUUCACAUUUAAAACAGAAUGGCCUUAUUAAUUGGAAAAUUUUUGAUCACUGGGUGAUAAAGCCUUUGAAUAAUCCUCCUCAAAUAAGAUUUUAUGUAAACUUGUGCAGUGUUUUACCUAAUCCAGUUAGGCUGUGACACUGAAAGAUAAUGUGCGUGAGCACCACAGUUAUUGACGUAGUGUACUCUGUGAUUUCCUGCCAUAAUGAUAGAUCUCAAAAGUAUAUAAGAAGGGAAAGCAGUAAAUGUUCCCCUUUGGCCUGAGGGUAUAUCUUUCUCAGUUCUUCAUCUAAAACAACAUCAACUUGUGGAAGUAAUCUUUUACUGAAUAAUUGAAACUACGCUUUAGUUAACAAGCUGAAAAUACUGAACAUUCCGAAGCAUUGCUCCAGCCUCAGCAGCUAUAAGAAACAAUCAGUAGGAUGGAUAAAUGUGGCUUUCCCCUGUCAAUCCUCCACCCUGCACCUUAUGCCACUGUGCUUUUCGUAUUUUUUUGGGUUGGGAGGGAGGUAGUAAUCUGUUUAGUUGGGAGCAUUGUUUCUGCCAGUUGUUAUGGAUGCACCUUUUUAUCGGAAAAGAUCUGUCAAACUAAAACUGUUACUUCAUUGUUUAUCUACAGCUGUACCAAAUAGUAGGGGCUUAACAAUGGGUUUGUGUGCCCUAAAACAAUAUUCAGAAAACCUGUAUCAUGAUGAUACACACUCAGAAGUAGUAAGGUACCUUGUAUAGAUAAGUGUAACAGGCUUGAAAAGAAUCAUAACAAUGGCAAAAAUGAAAUGGGAGCAUUGCACUUGUUUAUUGAAAGUAAUUCCACAUUAAAUUACUGUGCUCCUAGUGAUGAAUGAUGAUUAUGUUUUCCACAUAACUUUAGCCACAAAGAAUUUAUUCUGUGAUGUGAACCAGAUGUAUGAAUGAUAUUUCUAUGCUCGAGUAUGAAGAUUAUUUACUCUGUUAUAUAUUUAUUUAAUAUUUAUUUAUUUAUUUAUUUUCAUUUUUGCCUCAUUGGUCAGUUUCUGAUACUUUGAACAUAGUGUAAGCUUUCCUCAGCUCUUGUAUAUUAAUUCCAAAUAUUUUGUUUGAAUGUAGCAUCCAUGGUAAUGUAACCCAAAGUUCUGAGAGAGUAUAAAGCUUUUAAGCUAUAAUCUGUUACUCAAGAAACUUUACCAAGUAGAAUACAGUAACGAAAAAUUUUUGUCAGUGAUAAGGGAUGAAAAUAUUAAAGCUAUAGUCAUCUGUUAUUCUCAGAAGCAAUUGUGCUGCAAUGUCACUUCAGUCUUAAAGAGACUGUGUUACGGCCUUGGACUUACUGCUGGUUAUGGUUUGAGUACAAAAAAAAAAAGUAUUUCACUUGACACCCCACCCUCCCCUCUCCCCAAAAAUGCAUUCGCAAAUAGUUCAUUAACAUCAUAUUGUAAACUAGAUGACUGACCAAGUGUGGCAGAGUAGCACAGACAUACGCCUGACCAAAAAAGAAAAAUUAAGUUUUAAAAAGUAAAUUGCACUCUUAAUUCCCUGAAGUAAUUUUGGAUUCUCAAUAAACUCCUCAUUCCUUUGCCAUGUAUUAGAAUAAACAGGAAGCAAGUUGUGUGAGGCACAAUUUAGCUAUAUAAACUAAAGGGUUUAAAAAUUGGAAUACUCUGCUGGCAACCAGCCAAUAUGUGCAGCUUGUAAUAUGGUAACCAAAAGUACGAGAAAUGUUCUGGAAAUAGCAGUUCAUUUAAUAUCUAUGUACAGAUGAGCAAGAGAAGUAGUUGUCUGCAGCCAUAACACCAUAACAAACAAUUGUUUGUGAAAAAUAAGAGGGAUAGAUUAGGUAUAAAGAAGCAAGGCAUAACUUGAGGAAAGGCUGCAUUGCAAAGAUGUGAAACUGCUGAGGAAGAAGGUGAUGAGACUGGCUUAAUGUUGUAAUGAAAAUGAAAAAUGAGGUGCUAGCAUAAAGUAUCAUCAGGUUAUGUCCAGCUCUUGUUGGUUCAGCUUUGUGAGUCCCACAGUAGGUAAAACUUUGUGUAACACAGCCAAAAAUGUGCUAUUUAUUUGAAUUUCCAAGUUUGCUAUUUCAUUGAGAACAGGCCUAAGAUUUUUCCAAACCGUUAGCUGCAUUUAUGUACCAAAUUUCCAUCUUCUGCAUGUUGGGUGUGGUUGCCAGUGAAAGAUGUCCGGACACACCUCUCUCUCUCUCUCUCUCUCUCUCUCUCUC
Molecule: messenger RNA, 13797 nt
Organism: Schistocerca nitens (vagrant locust)
Lineage: Eukaryota; Metazoa; Arthropoda; Insecta; Orthoptera; Acrididae
Gene: faf
Product: probable ubiquitin carboxyl-terminal hydrolase FAF-X
Exons: 45
Coding region: 132-8093 (2653 amino acids)
Biological process (GO): protein deubiquitination; cell migration
Cellular component (GO): cytosol; nucleus
Molecular function (GO): cysteine-type deubiquitinase activity; cysteine-type endopeptidase activity
Source: RefSeq, a predicted model, not a curated record